AUGGAGGGGGGGAUUCUUCUCCCGCACUUCUCCAAAUGUGGAAACCCAGGGGUUCUUUACACUUUUGCGUGGUGUUUUUUUUUUACUUCAAAGGAAAUUACCAACUUGGCAAGGCUGGAUAACUUAAAAGAUCUGUGCCUGAACGACCCCCAGUAUGAGCCCAGCCCGGUUUGUCACCUGUGCAAUUACGCGACGCACGUCCUGUAUCACAUCCCUCAGCUCCAGAGGCUCGACACUUACGAUGUUUCUUCAAAACAGAUCAAGGAGUUAGCCGAGUCCACCGUGAUGAAAAAGGUGAUGUACUACAACAUGCGCGUCAAGAGCGCUCAGAGACAGCUGGAGGAGGGGCUCGAAAAGCUCAGAGAAAGGAAAUUCAAGCUGCAGAAGCUGCCUGAAGAGCGGAUCAAGCUUUUCCACUGCCACAUCAAACAUCUGGAACGUGAUUUGGCGGACCUGCAGGCCUCUGGAAAGCAGCAGACAAGCAUGUCCAAGAGCUUUGACGGGGAAAAGUCAAACUGCGCCGGGGAAAACUCCGACAAUGCCGCCGAGGAAAUCAAUUUGGAGCGGCAGUUCCUACACAAAUUGGACUGCGUCAGAACAAGAAUAGCCUUCUGGAACAAAAAGCUGGAGGAAGUCGAAGCCGUUUAUCAGCUGGAAGUCAAAAAGCAGAAGAAAGCCAGCAAGCUGGCUGUGCAGUUUUUGCUGACCGAAUUGGAAACGGUGGGAAACACGCGCUUCGAAGAAGGCUCCCCCAGUGAUUCUUGGUUCAACUCCUGUUACGACUUGAUCCUCUCCCGGUUUUGCACCUGGGACUUCAAACCGUAUGGCAUUACGGCCGUGAAAGUCAACCGCGUCAUCAGGGUACAUAACCGGAUAUUGAGGCAGAAAUUCGAGGAGAAGUUCCAGAGCUUCUUAGAGGAAGAAGAGUUGAACGAUUCCACAAAUAAUAGGAAGAAGCUCGAAUAUCUCUUCUAUGUAUUGAACCCGGAAGCGCCACUUAAAAAGAAAGAGUUGAUCCAAAUCCUGGAGGAAGGUUUUCAGGAAACCCAGAAGACGUCUGGAAUCGAAGAAGCCGUUUCCCUCUCCAACAGCCUCAGCAUCUGCGAGUGCCCCAGGAUCGAACUCUUCCAAAACCAAGCCAAAAGCAAAGGGGACUUUGAGGAGCCAUAUAGGCAGGGCAAGGUCAUCAUUUCCAAAGUUUUUCUCGGGAACAAAGCACAAGCUCGCGAGGCGGAGGCAAUCAUCCAAGCGAACUUCCCCGGGGUCAAUUCUGUGUACAGACCUCGCUGCCUCCCUCCAAAUGCCACCUCUGCAGCCGGCGACGGAACUGUGACUGAGCCGGAGAACUCAAAGGCGUCAGAAGUCUGUUCUUCCACAGAGUUCAGAAACUGUGACUGCAGCCUCCGGCAGUGCGAAUGGUUUGUGUUCGAUUCUGAUUUGGUUUUGCCGGAAUACGUCGUCGAGUUUGAGUUCAUCACAUCGGUCAAAGUGGAGACCCUGUUCUCUUCGCUCAGCAAUGUGGUUUCGGAGGAAGGGAGGAGAAAUUCGGCGGGUUUCAUUCUGUCCCAGGACCUGCAGUGCGAUGAGCAGGUUUUGAACAUGGAACCCGUUGUGAAGCCGAAGCCCAGAAUUGUUUGCUUGGAUGAAAAGACCAUCUUCGCAGUGGCCAAGACCAACUUUUACAGUAAGAUAACGGUUCUGAACUUGCACGGGAACCGGCUGAGCAAGCUACGAGAUAUUUCCCGGCUCCUAGGGUUGCGGAAACUGAUCAUCAGUUUCAAUGAAUUCACUUCUCUUGACGAUGUUUAUCACCUGCCAAACCUCGAAUAUUUUGAUGCCAGCCAUAACCACGUGAUCACCCUGGAGGGCAUGAGAGGUCUAAGCAAACUGAAACACUUGGAUCUAAGCUGGAACCAGUUGAAGAAGACGGGGGAAGAAAUUAGUGUUUUACGGAGACACAUGCCCAUGGUGCAGAAUCUGAAUAUCAAGCAUAACCCGUGGCAUAAGCCAGCUUCUGUGCGAUUGAAUGUGAUUGGCCAACUGAAGACUCUGACCCAACUGGACGGGGUCCCGAUUACCGAGGAAGAGGCAGCCGCCGCCGCCCGGUUCAUAGUGGAUUCCAGAAUCUCUCAGCUGAUGUUGCGGGAGCGGGCGAGGACAGAUACGGAGAAGAUCCGUGUCCUCAGCGUUCUACCUGCGGCCAAAGUCCUGAGCCAGAUGAGCAAGAAUAAGCUGGACAUAUUUGGGAGCAACUGGUUUACAUUGAUCACAGUGUUGGACAUUGACGGGCAACACCUCAGCAAAAUCAGCAAUCUGGAAAAGCUGGAGAAUUUGCGGUGGGCGUCAUUUAGCAAUAAUAACCUGACGAGAAUCGAAGGGAUGGAUUCUUGUCGCUGUCUGGAGGAGCUCACGGUGGACGGGAACUGCAUCUCAAACCUGGAUGGUAUUUCCAGGCUCUCCAAACUCAUGCGAUUGAGUGCCAACAACAACCACCUCACGAGCCUCGAGAGGAGCGUUUUUGACAACUUGACGCACCUUCAUUACCUCUCCCUCGAGAACAACCGAAUCACGUCGCUGGUGGGCUUACAAAAAACCUAUGCGCUUGUGGAACUCUACAUAAGCAACAACUACGUGUCCUCCAACCAAGAGAUCUACCAUCUCAAGGGGCUGAACAACCUGGUCAUCCUCGACAUGUCCGGAAACCUGAUCGUUUGGAAACAAGAUAAUUACCGGCUCUUCGUUGUCUUCCAUAUCUCGUCGUUAAAGGCCUUAGAUGGUGUUCCAGUGGAACCAACCGAGAUUGAAAACUCGAAAGAUUUAUUCGGCGGCAAACUCAUGUCUGACAUGGUUGUCGAACGGCUGGGGCACUCGGACUUCAGCAAGAUGCAAGAAUUAAACUGGACAGCAUCUAUGAUCAGGACUGUCGAUCUCACGCCGCCAGAACAGUUUAAAAACAUCACCAAUGUGAAUCUGCAGAACAACAACCUGACCAGUUUCAGCGGGUUGAUCUUCCUUCCGAAUAUCAAGGUGCUCUGCCUGAACUACAACCACAUCGAGUCGAUCCUCCCCAGACAAAAGCCCUCGAGCCACCUGACAAACAGGCAGCUGCUGCAUCAGAAAGUGACUUCCAGCGGCUACGGACAGCAGGGGGCUUCCAAAACCAGCAGGGAUGCCGGAUUGAACGAGAGCCUGCUGCCAAUCAUGCAGAGCUUAGAAGUCCUUCAUUUGGGCUACAACGGGAUUUCCAACUUGGCCCUGCUGCAGAUUGGUCGACUCAAAAACCUGAAGUUUCUCUUUUUACAGGGUAAUGAUAUCAGCCAGAUCGAAGGACUGGAGGGGCUGCAGCUGCUGCAGGAGUUAGUGCUGGAUCACAACCGAGUCAAGAUGAUCGGCGAGAACUCCUUCACCAGGCAGAGCUCCCUGGUGGCUCUUCACCUAGAGGAGAAUCGUCUGCGAGAAGUGAACAACUUGCAGCCCUUGGUGAAGCUGCAGAAGCUUUUCCUUGGACUUAAUAAAAUCCAGGAUCUCUUUGAACUGGAAAAACUUGACUGUCUUCCUUGCCUUAAAGAGCUAUCAGUAUAUGGAAAUCCAGUCUCCCGCAAAAUCUGUCACCGCCCCCUGCUCGUGUUCCGCCUGCCCAGCCUUCAAGUCGUGGAUGGAGUAACAAUCAGCGCAGAAGAGAGGGCAAGAGCCGAGUUCCAAUUAUUAGAACAGCAAGCCGUGCCUCCGGCAAACUCGCCGAUCGACUGCAUGUUUCCUGGACUGCAAAGCGCGGCGUCGAAGCCUUGUACCAUGAGGAUAACCAGUCUGCUGGGUGGCGUCAGCCAUUUAUAUGCGCCGGAGUUUGCUGUUCCCCAGGCGGUUGAUGACGCUACAGGGAGCGAGACUAACAAAACUAGGAAAUCUAAGAAUGCAGGACUAGGAACAAGCCAUCCCCGGAAUGUCCAUGCAGAAAUAGCUACCCGGCAAACCAAAGGUGCCUCAGCUGCUCUUCCGGGCCACGGGAUGUCGCAGAGUGGUCUUUCCCGAAACAACUUAAGCCUGCUUUCUCAACAAGAAAAAUGACGGAGACUGGACAGCUCUUCCAGACCAACGAUUGUGUCAAUAGCUGGGACGCUAGUUAGACAUGGAAUGUACCCGGAAUGGUCGCUUCCUGUAUUUGAGUUAUGCCACAGAAUGAUAUUUUUUUCCCCGUUUCGCAUUUUUAUACCACAGAUCACAGCCUUGAAAUGUUAAAGAGCCAAUCGGGUUUCUUCCAGUUGAUGAAACGUGCCUAGUUUUUGUGAUAAAAGUAUUCCGGAGGAAAUUCUGCUCAUAAACACAAAUGACAGGAGGCAAUCAGUUGCAAUUCUUCUUUCGCACAAUCGUUGGAGUGUGGUUUUAUUCUGUUGUAAAGCAGCUUUUCCCAGAAUCCAGAUUCGCUCAACAUUGGAAAUCCUGAUCUCCCCACCACCACCACCACCUUCCAAGACAUUGCCCUCCCGUGAGGGGAAGGAUGCAAAAAAACACAGCUGGGAGAAAUGCAGUUUUGGACAGAAGAGUCAUAGGAAAAGGUUAAUCAACCUUCCCCUCCUCCUCCUCCCUCUCUUCCUCUGCUCAGUCUGACCAUCCCGAAGAUUGCAUUGCAAAUAAAAUCACCGCAGAAUUGCA
Molecule: messenger RNA, 4650 nt
Organism: Sphaerodactylus townsendi
Lineage: Eukaryota; Metazoa; Chordata; Lepidosauria; Squamata; Sphaerodactylidae
Gene: LRRC9
Product: leucine rich repeat containing 9
Exons: 28
Coding region: 1-4065 (1354 amino acids)
Molecular function (GO): protein binding
Source: RefSeq, a predicted model, not a curated record